CGCCCUCCCUCCCUCCCUCCCCGGCUUCGAAGGGCUCGCUAUCAUCGCUCUGUUCCGGGGGAGAGACAGACAGAGACAGACAGAAUGAAAAACCCGUCCUUUUUCUUCUCCCCCAGCUUCCUCUCUAUGAUCUUUCCUUAAAGUCAUUUCCCCCCCCCCCGCCUCCAGGACCAGGCGGGGGCGGGGUUUCUGCCCUCCCCCUUCUCCCUUCUGGUUUCCCUCCGCCCCCCUUUUUCUCUUGGGUCAAACCAAGCAGGAUCCGAACGGGGGGGCGGAGGGGGAGGAAACAUGGCGCAGGCCUUGUCUGAAGAGGAGUUCGAGCGCAUGCAGGCUCAGCUACUGGAACUCCGGACACAGAAUUACCAGCUCUCCGAUGAACUCCGCAAAAACACUGCUGAAUUAAAUGGCCUUCGGCAACGGGUGACCUAUUUGGAUAAGGAAUUUGCCAAAGCUCAGAAGGCUCUGACUAAGAGCAAGAAGGCUCAGGAGGUGGACGCCUUGCUUAGUGAAAAUGAAAUGCUUCAGGGAAAACUGCACAGCCAGGAGGAUGACUUCAGGCUGCAAAAUAGCACUCUUAUGCAGGAGCUCUCCAAGCUGUGCUCCCAGAUCGAACAGUUGGAGAAGGAGAACAAGAGUCUUCGUGAAGGGGAGGCGGCAGUCCCUGAGGGGGCAUCCUUGGCCAGCCCUGCAGAUGGGGAGCUGCUGAGGCUGCAGGCGGAGAAUUCUGCACUGCAGAAGAACAUGGCAGCUCUUCAGGAGCGCUAUGAGAAGGAAGUGGCCUGGCAAGGAGAAAGCCAAGGUGGCGGGAAGGGCGAUGCCUCUGUGGAGCCUCAUCCUGCCGGCCAGGAGGGUCCAGAGCCACAAGCGGUUGACAGCGGCCCCUCCCAGCAGCUCCUGUCAGAGGUGGACCUGAAGUGGCAGACAGAGCGGGAGGAGAAAAGACUCCUGAAGGAACAGCUGCAGAGCCUCGAGGCAUCCAAAUUGACAGAGAUGUCCCGGUUGCAGCAAGAACUCAGCAAGCUUGCUGAAAAGCUAAAGAAGAAACAGGAGAGCUUUCUGCGGCUUCAGACCGAAAAAGAAGCUCUCUACAAUGACAGCAGGACCAAAAUUGAGGAGAUCCAGCAGCGGAAGGAGGAGGAACUGAAAUCUCUACAGGUUCGCAAUCAAAAACUGCAGCAGGAGCUCCAGACAGCAAACCAGGGCUCCUCUGAGCUAAAGGGCCAACUGCAGAGCCGUCGGAAAGAGCAUGAGGUGGCUCUGCAGGCUCUGCAGGACCAAGUGGCUUGCCAAAGUGCGGAGAGCCAGGAGCAGGUUGAAACCAUUCUGACUGAGAACGAUGCUCUGAGAACCAAUCUGGCAGCGUUAGAACAGAUCCAGACAUCCAAGACUCAAGAGAUGAAUCUGCUGCGAGAUCAAGUGGCAGCCUUGGGGGCAGAGCUGCAACAAUGUCAGAGCGAGAAGGAGGCACUGGCUGCCCAGCGGGAAGACCUCAACACUCAGCUGCAGGAGUCGCUCCGGGCUAAUACUCGUCUCCUGGAGCAGCUUCAAGAGCUUGGGCAGGAGAAAGAGAGAUUGUUACAAGACCUUGAUGAAACCAGGAAGACGGCGGAGAAGCGCAAGGCCAUGCUAGAUGAGAUGGCCAUUGAGACACUCCAGGAAAAGGGGCACCAUAAGGAAGAGCUUGGCAACCUCCGUCUGCAGCACGAGAAAGAGGUGCUAGCUGUGCGGGCGCGCUAUGAGCGGGAGCUGCGGGAGCUACACGAGCAUAAAAAAAGGCAGGAAGAUGAGCUGCGUGGCCAGCUUAAAGAGGAGAAGGCUCGUAACCAGGAAUUGGAGUCCAUGCAGCAAACCGUAGAGGAGUUGCACCUACAAAUUCAGUCCAUGGACGGCACCAAGGGCUGGUUCGAGCGGCGGCUUAAAGAGGCGGAGGACCUGAUAGAAAAGCACCAGCAAGAACACACAGAGGCCAUGCGAGUCUGUAAGGAGCAGCAUGUGGCUGACUUGCAGCUAAAGGAUAAAGAGGUAGAAGCAAUCAAGGAGAAGUUACGAGAGAUUGAAAGAGCCAAGGAUGAUCACUUGGACACAAUCAGCCAGCUGAAACAGGAGGUGAAGGACACAGUAGACGGGCAGCGGAUCCUAGAGAAGAAAGGCAACGCAGCGCUGAAGGACCUCAAGCGGCAGCUCCACCUAGAACGGAAGCGAGCGGACAAGCUCCAGGAGCGGCUCCAAGAAAUCUUGACAAAUAGCAAGAGCCGGACAGGGAUUGAGGAUCUAGUCCUGGCAGACAUCAGCUCACCGAGCAGGGCACAGACAGGAGACAGCAGCAGCAUCUCGUCCUUUAGCUAUCGUGAAAUAAUGAAAGAGGGAUCUGUAGCCGGCAGUAACAAGUCGACCACAGGCAGCCCACAGUCACAGUCGCAACCCCCACGGCCAGCUGACCUCUCUGACGAAGAGAUCUCUGAGCUAUUCCAGCGUCUGGCAGAAGUUCAGCAGGAGAAGUGGCUGCUGGAGGAGAAGGUGAAGCACCUUGAGGUCAGCAGUGCCUCCAUGGCUGAGGACUUGUGUCGGAAGAGCGCCAUCAUUGAGAUGUACGUCAUGGACAGCCGCAUUGAUGUCUCGGGGGCCCACGGGCAGGUUGAUCGUAGCAGCCUGAGCAGCGUCUUGCGGGACCUGGUGAAGCCUGGAGAUGAGAACCUGCGCGAGAUGAACAAGAAGCUUCAGAACAUGCUAGAGGAGCAGCUGACCAAAAACAUGCACUUACAGAAGGAUUUGGAAGUGCUGUCCCAAGAGAUUGUCCGUCUGAGCAAGGAGUGCGUCCCGUCCCCCAACACUGAGCCUGCCCUGGAUGAUGCCAUCUGAGCUCAGUUCCAUCCUGUGAUAUCCACACCCUUCACUUGGCCCUCCACUGUACUACUGGCACAGGGAGGUGGGGGGGGGAGGGAUAUUGACACCUUCUGCCUCUCUCCUGGUGGAUCACUUAUCUUAGCCUUGUUUUGCUUCAGGGAGGCGUUUAAUCCUCUCCAGCUAGCUGUCUUUCUCCUUCCUUAGCACAGCAAACAGUUUGUCCUUCAACUGCCUCCCUUCAUUGGCUGCCUCACUCAAGCCUCCCUCUGCUCCCCACCCCAUCUCAAAACAGAUUUGCUUCUCCUGUCACACGCAUGCUGCUGAUUAUCUUCUAUCUGUAAGAAGCAAUGGUUGAGAUGGCUUUUCUGCGGGAGCACUCCUAGUGGGCUGGAGGGCAAACUGCAACUUGGUUCCUAAGAUGGUUGCUUUAAAAAAACGCAAACCAGCAUUGACUCCAGGAAAGGUUGUGUGCUCCAGUCUGAAAUAACAGAGAACCUACGAAGCUGAGUGGGAGGUAUUCCUGCCAUGGUAAAGAGCCAUUUCAAGCUUCCUCCUUGAAAAUAACAUGGUUCUGGGGAUAUAUAACUUCCUCUUAAACCUCUCUGCCUUCAUCCCACUCUCUUCAAAAGCUACACCUCUAAUCUUCUGGUCUCUUCCUCCUGAUUCAUUUAUGGCCUCCUGGCUCUCUUCUUCCACACAUCCCAUCUUGCAUGCUCAGCCCUGAAUUUUCUUCUGCCCCAGCUCUAUCCAGCUGUUGCUGCUGUUAAUAAAAAAAGAGUAAAAUACUAUAGAUAUAUAGAUAUAUAUUUGCGCUGAUUCCCUACCUCUGGGUGGGACUGAACCCAAGUGGAUCGAAGCUUUUGUCUCCAGGAGGGGAACUCUUGGGCUCAUUCAAGGUUCCAGCUGCACUUUUUUUUCCUUUUGGGUGGGGGUAGCGUGCGUGUUUUAUUUAUGUAUCAAUGACUUGUACAAGGCUGUAAUUGUUGAGCAACUGAUAAUGCAAACAUUGAUUUUUGACUGGC
Rhineura floridana is the source of this 3866-nucleotide messenger RNA. It is a transcript of the gene GRIPAP1, whose product is annotated as GRIP1 associated protein 1. Gene Ontology annotation, biological process: regulation of recycling endosome localization within postsynapse; regulation of modification of synaptic structure; regulation of neurotransmitter receptor transport, endosome to postsynaptic membrane. The record is from RefSeq and is a predicted model, not a curated record. The coding region runs from base 289 to 2859 and encodes 856 amino acids. Gene Ontology annotation, cellular component: glutamatergic synapse; postsynaptic recycling endosome; extrinsic component of postsynaptic early endosome membrane. NCBI's taxonomy places the organism in Eukaryota, Metazoa, Chordata, Lepidosauria, Squamata, Rhineuridae. The transcript has 26 exons.